This is a messenger RNA of Ricinus communis (castor bean), 2788 nucleotides long. RefSeq names its product pumilio homolog 12. Gene Ontology annotation, biological process: post-transcriptional regulation of gene expression. NCBI's taxonomy places the organism in Eukaryota, Viridiplantae, Streptophyta, Magnoliopsida, Malpighiales, Euphorbiaceae. Bases 801 to 2429 code for a protein of 542 amino acids. Gene Ontology annotation, cellular component: cytoplasm. The transcript is spliced from 5 exons. The record is from RefSeq and is a predicted model, not a curated record. Gene Ontology annotation, molecular function: mRNA binding.
UAGAUAUUAGAAAUUAUAUAUAUAUAUAUAUAUCACAAUUUAAACUUUAUUAAAUGAAAAAACUUAAAAUUCUAAUAUCUUUGGAACGUCAUCUUCUUUUUAAAAAAGAAAAAAAAAAUAGAUAUCUUGAUAGUUUUAGUCAGACGGUCAAAGGAAAAAAAGAAAAAAAAAAAAAGAAAAAGGAAAAAAAUGGAGGCCACGCUGUCGCUGAGUUGAAAGGAUGAAGUCUAAGGGUCCACUGGAUCAAAGUGGUCCCUAUAUUGACACGAGAGAUAAAAUAAUUAGAAAAAGAAUAAAAUAAAAACAUAAUACAAAACAAUGUAGUACCCUAUUGGUCAAUCAUAAGGAAAGCACUUUCCUAGGUGACAGACAUACGCCGCGUAAAACCACUCGCUCGCAUGAAAUCUUGCCAAAAAUGCAUGCAAAAGGUUUUAUAGGCCAUAGCCAGCAGCAGCAGCAAACCAUCAAGUAGCCUCUAUCUUCCUUCUCUUGUUUAUUUGUUCUUCUUCAUAUUAUGUAAUCCAAGUCUAUGAUUCUCUCUCAGUCAAUUCUGUUUCUAUUUUUAUCCAAAUACAAAUUACUUUUUAUUCGUUGAUUAAAAUUAUAUCUCUUCCACCAGAUCUUCCGUUUAUUAUCCCGAUUUUUUCUCUUAUAACUCUCUUCCUAUCUUAAUCUGCUUUUAAACCCCUUCGUAUUUACACUACUAAAACCCCUUUGAAACUCUUUCUCUCCCCUUCUCGUUUUUCAUUUUCCUUUUUGUUCUCAUCUCUCUCUCUUUUCUUCUCCUAGUUUCUUCAGUUAUGGCUCGAGAAAACGGAAACUUUUCUUUUCCAUCACAGGCGCCGCCGCUCGAUUCAUAUAUUUAUAAUCCAAGAAACUCAUCUUUCCUCCACCUUAAUCAACGCCGUCUUUUGCCUCAAAUUUCCACUCCGGACAGCCCUUACCAUGACAGCGUUGAAACUUUAUUUUCCCGCCUUAGUAUAUCUCGACAGAAUUCCCAACAUACUUUUCACGGCGAUGGUGAGGCCUUUCUUGGCUCAGUUCUAGAUCGUUCCUAUGUGAGUAGUCAGGAUUUAGCUUUCCUUGAUCAAGAUAUGGGACAAAAUCUCUAUAACAACAAUGGUGUAAAUUCUUGUGCGUCCCUUGGGUUACAAGAUUAUGGCUCUACUACUACUAAUAUUUGGGAUAAUUUUAUAUCCGAUUCUGUUCUAUCAUCAAACGUUAAUGGACUCUUUAGAGCCGAUUCGAGAAGGGGAGGAUUCUCCAAUGGUUUGAUGUUAAAAACCACCCAAGAUUCUCUUAGUCCUGGCUUGCAUAGUAGGAGGCCUUAUUGGCUACAACAAGAGCCUUCUAAUAACAAUUAUUACUCAUCUUUGAGGAGUGGCGGUGGCGGUUCUAAUGUGGACGAUAUUAUCCCUUUGCCUUUGGAGAAUUUGAUGGGUAGGAUUGCGAGGUACGCUAAAGAUCAAUUUGGCUGUAAAUUAGUACGAAAGGCUCUUGAGAAUGUAACACAUGAGAAAAUCGAUAUGGUUCUCUUAGAAAUAAUUGAUUCUGUAGCUGAAUUGAUGCCACACCCAUUCGGGAAUUAUGUUGUACAAAAGCUUGUUGAGGUGUGUAGCGAGGAACAGAGGACUAGGAUUCUGUUAGCAGUUACUAAAAAUGAAGUACAACUGGUUAGCAUCUGUCUUAACAUGCACGGAACUCGUGCUGUACAAAAGCUGUUGGAAGGUAUUGCCUCUACGCAGCAAGUCUCUAUUACUGCUAGACAGCAAGUCUCCUUAAUUAUGUCAGCUCUAAGCUCUGGUGCUGUUGAAUUGGCUAAGGACAUGAACGGACAUCAUGUCAUCAAGUAUUGCUUGGAACAUUUUUUACCUGAAGACAAUAAGUAUCUUCUGAAAGUGGUGGCAGAUAACUGCUUUGAUAUUGCAACAGAUAAAAGUGGAUGUUGUGUACUUCAGCAAUGUGUUGAUCACUCAAUGGGAGAACCAAGAGAUCGUCUGGUGGCUAGCAUUACUAAUAUUGCUCUGCGUCUGGCACAAGAUAGAUAUGGCAACUAUGUGAUACAGCAUUUAUUGGGGUUGAGGAACCCCCUGAUAACAGCAAAUCUUCUCAGACAACUUGAAGGUUACUUUGCAGUUCUUUCCUGCGAUAAAUUUGGCAGUAAUGUUGUGGAGAAGUGCCUGCUCGAGUCAAGAGCCGAGCAAUGUACUCAAAUUAUAUCGGAGUUGCUUAGAAGUCCGUGUUCUUCAAUGCUACUAGUGGAUCCUUAUGGAAACUUUGUUAUACAGUCGGCCCUAAAAGUAUCUAAGGGACUAGUCCAAGGAGCUAUGCUAGAACUGAUUCGGCAAAAUAUUCCAGCAAUGCGCAGCAGCAUUUAUGGAAGGAAGCUCCUCGCUUGGCUCCACAAAGAGAGGCUGCUACCUAUGUAGACUGUAUAUUCUUGAGGCAGUACAUUCAAUCCUCGAACUGUAAUUGCUGGGCAUAUAUAGUUUUGUUGUUUGCACUUGAAAAGGUUGUUGUUGUGACUUGUGGCUGCAUGCUUUGGCAUGGAGGCGUUCGGUGUAUUUGUAGCCUUGUCGCUUAGUAUGGAAAAGUGUGUACCAUUGAAACCAAGGGGAGCAGUGGGGGGGUAGGAACUAACUUUUGAGUUUUUGUGUACUAUUUUAUUUUUUGUCGGGAUUAUACAAAAUGGUUUGGAACUGUAUAUUGUGAUAUUAACCCAUUGUUCAUUGUGACACGUUGUUCACUUAACAAUGAUUAUUUCAUUUGCCAAAGGUCUUAUUUUUUA